This is a messenger RNA of Protopterus annectens (West African lungfish), 6761 nucleotides long. RefSeq names its product DnaJ heat shock protein family (Hsp40) member C14 (gene DNAJC14). The transcript has 7 exons. Lineage: Eukaryota; Metazoa; Chordata; Ceratodontiformes; Protopteridae. The record is from RefSeq and is a predicted model, not a curated record. Gene Ontology annotation, molecular function: dopamine receptor binding. Bases 999 to 3041 code for a protein of 680 amino acids.
GUUAGUAUUUGCACACACUGGGACCAUGUCACUUUUUAGUAUAGUCACUGCUCACAAAAUGUACUGAGUAUAUCAGAGGAAUGUGUAUUGUACCGUACCUAAAUUCCGGAUAAGCGAUUUGAGUAAAUUCCACAUAACUUCCUGAAACUGAAUAACGUCGGAAGACGUUACAUAUUAAAUAAAGAGCAAACCGAAGACUAAAAGGGGAUUUAAACCGAUCCACUCCUGCAUUUCUAUGUGAAUCACAGUCAGAAAAACAGUUUGUUCUAAUGACUUUAAUCAAUUAAAAAUACAACAAAACUCCACAGUAAGACCUAUAGAAAUGGAUGUAAAAGCCACAAUGCCUGCGAGAUGUGUAACACCUCGACUUCGCAAAGUCGGAAUGUAGUAUGAUGAGCGCAAGAAUGUUUUUGUCGCGAGAAGCGUAUACGGGAGCUGGAGUUCUCGCCGGAAAUUGUUGAAGAGGAGUAAUAAAUGAAUUAUAAACAGAACCGGAAUUGCUAUGUUUAGAGUUGUAUCUGAGUUUUAGAGUCCCUAAGAGUGAAAUGAAGCUACUGAGAAGUGUCAGUCCUGUGGUUUAAAUUCUUGCGGGAAUAUAGUGGAGAAGUUAUUUUGCUAAAGACCAUUGUGGAAUAAUAAUUGCUGGUCCAUUGCCCAUGGACCUAAAAGACACUGGGAGCGUCUUUCAUACUGUGGUCUCUGUUACCUGGUGCAGGACGACAAAUGAUUGGCCAGAAGUGUUUUUUUUUUUUUCUUUUCUUUUCCCAUCCAGUAGUUGUCUCCUUUUCCUGACGGUCACAAAAUGUUGAGUAGUUUUGUUUUUAUAAACUUCUUUAAGUGAAGAAUGUACUACUUGGAGCUAGAGAAUGGCCAUGCCCAGCUGUGGGAGAUGUUUGGAGCUAUGAGGUAGUUCUUUGAAACAGUCUUCUCUUCCAUUAUCAAAAUGGAGAAGCCUGGAGAAGGGAGAGACUUAUUUGGAAGAACCCUUGGACCUGGACAUGGGUGAUAUGGAGUUAAAAGAUUUUAACUCUGUGAAUUCAGAACAUUUAGAACAUGUAUCCCGUAAUUCUAGCUUUUCAGGUAACAUAAGUGAUUCUUCCACUUUGAUAGAUGAAGAGGACUUUGGUACUUCUGAUGUCCUGUUGGGACCAUCAGUUGAACAGAUGACCAGUGUUCCUAAUUGUGGCAACCACAAAAAUGUUAGUUUGCCUUCAGAUAUGCAAAGUGAAAUUCAGGACCCGUUUCUUUGCUGUGGUUCUCAGGAUUUUUGUCCUUUGCCAGAUGGAGGACGGGUUAAUGGUGUCCAGCCAGAUUGUAGUGGACAGUGUUUUUUGAGCUUUGAAACUGCUGAAAAUGGCAGCCCUUCUAGUGACCAAGAGGAUGACCAUGAAGAUACCAAGGCCUGUGGUGAUGCAAAUGAGGAUUUUGUAACCUAUGGUAGUAGAAAAGGGGGGAAAAGGCAAAGGAACCAGUCUGUUAGUAAGGAAGACCUAAAAGAAAGUUUUAAAAAAGAGCCAAGGUCUCAUAAUGGGAAACACAAACAAAGCAGGAGGCGUAAUUAUCCUGAUGGUAAACACAGACGGAAGCCUGGUUUUCAGAAUCGCUUUGAAGAAUUUAUUCAGUCCUGUCUCCCUUAUUUUAAAAUUUUUGUGGAUGCAAUUAUUUUUUUAAUUCUUAAGUGUGGUGAAUAUGUUGAAAUGGGUGGAAAGCUCUUGUACUCUUUUUGCUGCCAUUUGCAGACUAGUGAUCUGAACCACUUGAAGGCUGUUGUGCAGCUUGUCCACCAGUGGCUGCGUCAUCAUUUGAAAUCUGGGUCUGAAAACCUUGUAUACUUUUGUGGUGCCUCAUCUGAUGUGACUUUUAAGAUUUUUAAGAUGAUAUUUGCUUUACUUUUUCUAGUACUCAUGAUAUUUAUUGGCUGUUUGCGCUUGUGCUGGCAGUAUGCCAAAUCAGGGGUUUCUUUACUUUAUGGAAAAAUAAGUGUAGGUAGUGACGUGCAUGCCACAUGCUUUCUUGCUGUAUCCUUUUUGCACAGAGUAUGGACUUUAUUUAAAGAAACUAGGACCUUUUUGUACAUAACUAGGGUAUUACAAAACUGUCGAGACAAGUUUUGGUCAUUUGAGAGCUGUAGAUCCAAUGGAGAGUGCCCUUCAUCUGCUAGUUCUUCCAAAGCUGGGCGAUACCAAGCUGGUCAGGAAGUAGAACGUCUGUUGUCUAUGGCAGAGAUACCAGAAGAUGAUCUGGAUCCUUUUAAAGUUUUGGGAGUCGAGAUAACUGCUACAGAGACAGAGCUGAAGAAGGCAUAUCGCCAGCUAGCAGUACUGGUUCAUCCAGACAAGAACUGGCACCCACGAGCUGAAGAAGCAUUUAAGGUGUUGCACGCAGCCUGGGAUAUUGUUAACAACCCAGAGAAGAGGAAAGAGUAUGAAAUGAAACGGAUGGCAGAGAGUGAACUCAGUAAAUCUAUGAAUGAAUUCCUGACUAAGCUGCAAGAUGACCUAAAAGAAGCCAUGAACACAAUGAUGUGUAAUAAAUGUCAAGGGAAACACAAGAGGUUUGAGAUGGACCGUAGCCCCUUGUGUGCCAGAUUUUGUGCUGAAUGCAAUAAGAUGCACCCUGUGGAGGAAGGGGACUUUUGGGCAGAAUCCAGUUUGUUAGGACUGAGGAUCACCUAUUUUGCUAUGAUGGAUGGAAAGGUCUAUGAUAUCACAGAGUGGGCUGGAUGCCAGCGAGUUGGAAUUUCUCCAGAUACUCACCGUGUCCCAUACCACAUAUCUUUUGGAAAUCGUAAUUCUGGAAAUAGUGGACGUCAGAGGACCUUUUCUGGUGGAGGGCCUGCUUCCCCUGGGGAGCUCCAGGACCUUUUUAACCGAAUAUUUCAAGGAACUCCUGGACAAGUUCCUAAUGGUGGCCUUUUCAAUCCUUCACCUCCAUGUAGUAGUGCAGCAAACAGUGCAAAUCAGCCUAAACCAGAAAGCAGUCAGAAGGCAGACUCCAAAAUGAAGAAACGUAAGAAAGUACGGCGUCCGUUCCAGCGAUGAUUAAAGGGGAAAAAAAGACUUGAAAUCUUAGCCUGAAACAGCAAAACCCAACAGGAUUCCAUUUAAAAUGGCAAUGUUUGAUUAGUUGACUGACUAUUUUGUGAUUGCAGUUUUAAGUCAUUUUGCAUUCCUCAUGAUUUGGGUGAACUUACUUGCAUUUUCCUGGUCUGGUUACUUCUGCCCCAUGUUUUGUUUUGCUGUGCUUCUUAGCUACAGUGUUUUCCUUCAGGUCUGGAGCUGGUCUCCUUUGAGUUUACUGUUGAUGGCAAGACAUUUCUCAUUGCUAAUGGGCUGUUCUGUAAAGUCCGUUCCAUAUCCUGGCCUGCCCCAUCAAGUGCUUAUGGAGUGUUUUUAAUUGAUAAAGCUAACAGAAUCUGAUAAUCUAUGGCUAUAGUAUGGGCGAUAAUUGGUUCAAAUUUGCUUUUGUGCUUCCAGCUUCUCAGUAAUUGACUAGCCUUGUAGGGCAUGUAAAGAUGAGUUAUCCAGACUAGUGCUUGCCACUGCCAGAUAUGAGGGAACUGGUUUGUGUAGUUUGGCUGUGUAACAUAUUCCCAUCAGAGGGUCACAGAACUGUUAUUUCUGGUCUGUUUUGAUUUGGAGUAGAUUUUAUUACCAGUAUGUUAUCUGACUCGUGUGUCUCAUAAUUUGUUAAAGUAGAUGUUUACUUAACUUGUACCCACCCAUUCUUGCUAUCUCCAAAUGAUUGAAGAUUGCUAUAGCUUGAUUCUCACCCUACCAGCCAUUAUACCGUUGUCUGCCUGCAGACAGGUGUGGGGAGGAGUGCUCAACAUGGUCAUUCUCACAUGAAUGUUCUGUUAACCAAGGAGACUAUCCACCCUGAAAACUCUUCAGGUUUUCAAGUGCCACUGUUUUGGUGUACAUGUGUACUGCUUGGCUGGCAUUCUUCCUAACUUGUUUGUAUGUUGCUUCCUCUUUAAGUGCGAGAUUAUCAGGAGACACCAACAUACUAGUCCAGAGUUUCAAACAGAUGAAUCCAGUUAGUGUUAGUCAUAAGCAUUGUUUGUUUUACCAUGUCCUAUUAUAGGUGGUACUCUAUUUUUGACCUUGGGGGAGUAUUCAUUGAAGAUCCUGUUGAUGGCCAGUGUGCAUCACUGUUGAGAAGGUAUGGCAGCACAGUAUUGAUUCACUUAUAGUGCAAAUAGAUGUCAUACAAUCAGUGCACCACCUGUGGAUGAGAUUUUUUUAAUAUUAUUGCUAAGUACAAUAAACAGGUUCUAACUACUGAAUAGCCUUCUAUAAGUAAAUAAAUUCUGAUUAUUAAUAUUAUAGGAUAUGAUAGAAUUACGUUUUUCAGUUUGAGUAUUUUCUUUUUGUGUUGCAUUUUGAAGCCAAGAUACAUGUUGUAUUGGUAAAAUUAUGAAUCCUUCCACCCCACACCCCCACCCCCAAUUAUAAAACUUAUUUGGGAGCUGAUAAUUCAGCUUGGAAUGAGAUUCCAUUACAGCAGUGUUAUGCUUAAGAAACUGUCCCAUGCAGUGUGUCUCAGUGGUAUUCUGCAGCAGCAAGGUAUUACUGUUCAUGUCAGUCUGCCGAAAUGGGUUGUGAUGUCUGGACCACAAUGGUGAAGAACUGUAUGGGGGAAAGAAGGAUCAAGCCAAGCAUUUGGUCUAUAACUUCCCAGACGUUUUGGAAAAGGUCAUCUUUGUGCAUUAACACAAAUGGUGUAAAAUAUUACGAACACAAAUAGUUAAUGAAUAAGGCUGUAUUCCGAUUCUCCCCCCCCCCUUUUCCUCAGACACUUUCUUGUGACAAGCUUCUAACCUCCACCACACUAUAUAGCACCCCCACCCAUUUUCCCAUUGUGCUGAUGACAUUGAGUGGUGAGAUGAGGCUAUCACUGGCAGACAGUAAAAAGAGGGAUAUUUAUUGUCCCCUUGGAAAAGGCUGUACAUGCGCUACCUUUAGUGACAUAGUGCAGUGCUUCCUCUUGCAUGCAUAUUAAAAUACUUAAGCCCGGUAUGAUCUUGCAGAUCUCUGCAGUUUGCUGAGCCCCUCGCCUUCACAGGGGCCAAAAAUACAGCGAAUGAUCCUACUGCAUCUCCUAAGGAUGUGAGCUGAACAAUUGGCUGCUUUCUCUGAUGUACUCCUUGGCUUGUCAUCUAUCAUCAGGCCUGUUAAUCUAACCCAAGUUGCUGGCAGCAUAGACAUCCUGCCAGUGUGCCAGUAGACUUGUCAUACAGUUAUUUACUGCCAGCUUUACUGUAUUUGUCAGAGACUACUAAGCUGUGAUGUGAAUUUAUCAAGGAAGACUAGAGAAAGAUUGGUUAACAUCAAAUCAUAACUAAAUAUUCCUGCUCUGAGAGUACAGUCUAUGCAAUUUAAUUUUCUAAAAUAAAUUCAUGUGCAUCUCUACACACACGUGCAUACAUGUUAAGGAAAACAUCCUUUUGCCAGGUUGGGGUUGUCUUAGUGUUGUUAUGCAGAUUCUCAGUAAUCUAGAUGUCUGUACACUUUUACUUCACCCAUAUCUCUCAAAUGUGCCUCAUUACGAGGAACGUACCUCAUCUGGGGUCUUAAAGUUCAUGUUCCUUGAAGUUCCACAUUGAAAGGAUCUGUAAUACAUUCAGUGUUAGGAAUUUUUUUUAAAGUGAAAUCCAUGGUAAAUAGAAAUCAUAUUAAUUCAUUAAAAGAUCUUCUGUACAAGUAAAACUAGCAUAUUUUAACCAUCCUUAUGACCUUCCCACCUGAAGUUCUUGGUAAGUCAUUAGUCCGUGUUCCACAUUUUGCCCAUUUGUUUCAAAUUAUGAGGGAUAGUGUUCCCCAUUUUGGAGAUGGAAGGUUGAGAGCUCUGACUUCACCAGAAUCCUCCUGUAGCAUCUGUAGAUGGCCUGUACCAGUAGAUGAUUUGUUGGAUAGCUAUAUUUGAGGAUUCAGAACGCAUCUGCACCAGUUCCUUUGUCCAUUAAUUCACUGCUACCCUCAGCCCCCCCGGUCUCUCACGUUUGGUAUAUCCCAAAAUCUGAGCAAGUCUUUCUGGUCUGGGGACAGGUAGUAGUUUUUGAUAUGGAACUAGAAAGCCAGUUGUUCCCACUUUUACUAUCUUUGUUGUCUGUGGAAGUUAUAUUGGUUGUUGAAAGUAUCCAUGGUUAAGGAGGUAAGUCAUCAGAACUGUUUCACAUCCCAGAUGUCAGCUCAGGAAGAUUUCACUAUAGCAAGCAAUUUCCAGAAGUGUAGUUGUUACUAGCUUUUCUAACAGUUAGUGACGUACCUGUGGCUAAGGUGUCUUAGCUCUACCUGUUACCUAGCCAUUUUGUAUUCUGCUUGAUACUUUACACCUGUUUGGGACUUUGUUAGUCUAGGAUUCUUAACAGCCUGAUGUGAAAAGUGGUUGUCCAGAAACAAGGAACGCUGCACUGGUCUGUACCUCACAAAGCUUGCCUCUAUGCAGUGGGCAGCUUCUGAGUUAGGACUAAUAUUUCUGAUAUUUGUAAUUAAUUGAUAAAUACUUUUUAGCUUACCGCAUUUACUUCUCACAGCAGUUCAAAACUGCCUUAAAUGAAAGUUCUGUACAUAAAUAAGAAAAAAGGGGAAGGCCAUGAUAGACUUAUUUUACACAACUGCUGCCUCCUUUUGCACUUGUUCAUUUUCAGUAAAUCCAGGCUUGAUGUAUUUUAUAAGCAUUCACACUAAAGAUUUUAGAGAGUCUGUAUUAGUUUCUUACCCUUCUUGAUAAAUAAAGGCUGCUCUUUAUAUAAGUUA